UAAUUCGCUAAUAGCACAGCACGGCAGUACCAAUCACAUAACGGUAAAGUUUCUUACAAGGUGAGGUUGAUCGUGUUGGGAUUUUCUGGAUUUAAAGAAUCUCAUAUCAUGAUACUACAAUGGAUAUUUACAUUGUCCCUGGGACUAUUGGUAAACGCAGUACCACCAAUGAGAUUGAGUCAUUCGGGUUACGAAGUGAUAUCGUUUGCCGGUCAAAAAAACGAUGACUCCGAGUCGUCAAAGAUUUCACGAAAUUUUCCAAAAAUGUCGGGAUACAAAAUUUUGGAAAUUGCUAAACCAUCCGACGACUCCGAAUCCCUGGUACCGCGACAAGAUCGCAAAAUACAUUACGAGAAUGGAAGAUCAAAUCCAAAACAAAACACAGUAGAUUCCCCGUUCAAGGAUCAAGUAAAUCCUUCGAGUUAUCCCACAAAAUUUGCAUUCAAGACCAACGAUCAAGAUCAAAGUGACACCUUACAAAAUAAUCAUCACGAUAAAUCCAUCGGAACAAUGUCAAAAAGUAUCGAUCCGAAAUAUCCAAAUCCUGCGAUAAAGAACGAUACCGAAAAGCACGACACGCCGAUUCAGGAUCCCGACUUUGACUACAGCGAUAUACGUACCGUGGAUACAAAGCAGGACAAACCCGGGAUUUUCUCCGAUGAUCCACAACAGGACGACAAAGACAAACAGGACAAGUCAGAACCCCCAAAACAGCCGCUACCAACGAUAACGAAAUUUUUACCAGGACCGCGUGGAUUUUUGACACUUCAAAAAAGCGCCAAUUUGAUCUCCCCGAUUUAUCCAGCAGGACAUGACGUCACGUCCCACCGUUCCACGUACAAAUCCUUCCCCCUCAGUGCAUCCGGUCUGUCCAGGUCCCAGGACGAUUCCCUGACGCGUCACAAAUAUUCCCCGAUGAUCCAAGACGAUUUCGAACCCCCACGUGAAUUCCUGAGACAAAACAUAGCCCGAGACAAGAGCAACAAAUUUCUCUUACUGAAUAGCCUGAAACACUUUUUGCUCAAAAAUAAAAUCCCCUACCCACGUGCCUUGAUGACACCGCCAUUGAUAUCAUUUGGCAAAUCAAUUCCAUUUUCUGCCUCAACUCCCAGACACUUCUACCCGUCAAUCUCAUCCCUGGAGCUCCACCCAAUGCCCAUGAUGGCGUCACCCAUGGAACUCUCAGUCUCCCGUAGGGUCCAGCAUCGAUUCGGGGACCCAGACCCAAAGGAUAUUUCAGGCUCGACUGAAAUCUCCAAAGGAAGUCUGAUAAUCGACAUAGUCCACGAAAUGCCUGACGAUUCAGAAAUUCAGCACGAGCCUAGAAUCAGCAGUGAAAACAAGUCCAAGCCAAAAGACCCGUGCCCGAUAAAGGGCAAAAACGAAUUUUACGAGUUCCUCACGAAAUUCGGUAGCAACGUAAUGGAAACCGCCUUAAGGUACGAGACGUCGAUUCGUACCGAUUUAACAUCGAGUUACAUUAAUCCAACGAAGAGAUCGUUGGAAAAUAAAAAUCACGAAAAAUCUAUCCAAUAACAAGAAUCCCUUCCAAGAUAUCUCGCAGUAUCCCAAAAAUGCAGAUUUAUUAAUCAAAAUAUAAAAUUUUAUCAAAUUAUAUUCUUACCUGCCCUA
Molecule: messenger RNA, 1632 nt
Organism: Cephus cinctus (wheat stem sawfly)
Lineage: Eukaryota; Metazoa; Arthropoda; Insecta; Hymenoptera; Cephidae
Exons: 2
Coding region: 109-1536 (475 amino acids)
Source: RefSeq, a predicted model, not a curated record